AUGAGCACACCAUUUGGCUUAGAUUUAGGUAACAAUAAUUCGGUGUUGGCGGUUGCUAGAAAUAGGGGUAUUGAUAUUGUUGUUAAUGAAGUCUCUAACAGGUGCACCCCAUCCUUGGUUGGUUUUGGUUCCCAGAACAGGUAUUUAGGCGAAUCUGGUAAGACUAAGCAGACAUCUAAUGUUAAAAACACUGUGGAAAACCUGAAAAGAAUCAUUGGUCUGAAUUUCAAGGAUCCGGAAUUCGAUAUCGAGAAUAAGUUCUUCACUUCAAAAUUAGUACAAUUAAAAAAUGGUAAAGUUGGUGCUGAAGUCAAGUUCGGCGGUAAAACACAAAUUUUCUCAGCUACUCAACUGACUGCUAUGCUCAUCGAUAAAGUUAAGCACACCGUUCAACAGGAAACGAAAUCAACAAUUGCCGAUGUCUGUCUUGCAGUCCCUGCAUGGUAUACGGAAGAACAACGCUAUAACAUUGCUGAUUCCGCCAGAAUUGCGGGAUUGAAUCCCGUAAGAAUCGUCAAUGAUGUCACUGCUGCAGCCGUUUCCUAUGGUGUUUUCAAGAAUGACCUACCUGGCCCUGAAGAAAAGCCAAGAAUUGUUGGCUUAGUGGACAUUGGGCAUUCUACGUAUACCUGCUCCAUCAUUGCUUUCCGCAAGGGCGAAAUGAAAGUACUAGGUACUGCUUAUGAUAAACACUUUGGUGGUAGAGAUUUUGAUCGGGCAAUCACGGAACAUUUUGCUGAUCAGUUCAAGGACAAGUACAAGAUUGACAUUAGAAAAAAUCCAAAGGCUUAUAACAGAAUAUUAAUUGCCGCUGAAAAAUUGAAAAAGGUGCUUUCCGCUAACACUACUGCCCCUUUUUCCGUUGAAUCUGUUAUGAAUGAUAUCGAUGUCUCCUCUCAAUUGAGUCGUAAAGAAUUAGAAGAGUUAGUAAAGCCUCUGUUAGAACGUGUGACGGAUCCAAUUUCCAAGUCCCUAACUCAAGCUAAUCUCACCGUAAACGAUGUUGACUUUGUAGAAAUAGUUGGCGGUACAACUCGUAUUCCAGUUUUAAAGAAGUCAAUCUCUGAUGCGUUUGGUAAACCUCUGUCUUCUACUCUAAACCAAGACGAGGCUAUCGCCAAAGGAGCAGCUUUUAUAUGUGCCAUCCAUUCCCCCACGUUAAGGGUCAGACCAUUCAAGUUUGAAGAUAUCGACUCAUAUUCAGUAUCGUAUACUUGGGAUAAGCAGGCCGAAGACGAGGAUCAUUUGGAAGUUUUUCCUGCUAAUUCCUCAUAUCCAUCAACAAAGUUGAUCACCUUGCAUCGUACAGGUGACUUUCGCAUGGAGGCAAGAUAUACGGACCCUUCAAAACUGCCAAGAGGUACUCCUGCGACCAUUGCCAAGUGGAAAUUCACUGGGGUCAAUGUUCCCAAAGGUCAGGAUUUUGUUCCCGUUAAAGUAAAGCUAAGAUGUGACCCAUCUGGCCUGCAUAUUAUUGAGAAUGCUUACACCUUGGAAGAAAUUACAGUUCAAGAGCCAAUACCUCUACCUCAAGAUGCACCAGAAGAUGCCGUGCCUCAGUUCAAGGAAGUUACUAAGACAGUUAAGAAGGAUAUGUUGGGUAUGACAGCGGAAACAUUUGCCCUUAAUCCAGUCGAACUGAACGACUUGAUUGAAAAAGAAAAUGAAUUGACAAAUCAGGAUAAAUUGGUUGCUGAAACUGAGGAUCGUAAAAAUGCCCUCGAAGAGUACAUUUAUACUCUCCGUGCUAAGCUUGAUGAGGAGUACUCCAAUUUUGCAUCCGAUGCAGAAAAGAGAAAAUUGAAAAACAUGUUAACUACCACCGAAAAUUGGUUAUACGACGAUGGUGAUGAUUCUACUAAGGCGAAAUAUAUUGCCAAAUAUGAAGAAUUAGCAUCUUUAGGUAACGUUAUUAGGGGCCGGUAUUUAGCAAAGGAGGAAGAAAAAAGACAGGCACUUAGAGCAAACCAAGAAACUUCGAAGAUGAAUGAUCUUGCCGAAAAAUUGGCUGCCCAACGAAAAGCACAGGCUGCAAGUGAUGAUGAGGAUGAAGAUAAUGAUGAAAACAUGGAUCUUGACUAA
Saccharomyces kudriavzevii IFO 1802 is the source of this 2082-nucleotide messenger RNA. It is a transcript of the gene SSE2, whose product is annotated as adenyl-nucleotide exchange factor SSE2. The record is from RefSeq and is a predicted model, not a curated record. Lineage: Eukaryota; Fungi; Ascomycota; Saccharomycetes; Saccharomycetales; Saccharomycetaceae. The coding region runs from base 1 to 2082 and encodes 693 amino acids. Gene Ontology annotation, cellular component: nucleus; cytosol. The transcript has a single exon. Gene Ontology annotation, molecular function: ATP binding; ATP-dependent protein folding chaperone. Gene Ontology annotation, biological process: protein folding.